Penaeus monodon (black tiger shrimp) is the source of this 4180-nucleotide messenger RNA. RefSeq names its product sodium bicarbonate cotransporter 3-like (gene Ndae1). Gene Ontology annotation, molecular function: sodium:bicarbonate symporter activity; solute:inorganic anion antiporter activity; monoatomic anion transmembrane transporter activity. Gene Ontology annotation, cellular component: plasma membrane. The record is from RefSeq and is a predicted model, not a curated record. Lineage: Eukaryota; Metazoa; Arthropoda; Malacostraca; Decapoda; Penaeidae. Gene Ontology annotation, biological process: regulation of intracellular pH; monoatomic anion transport; transmembrane transport.
AUGGAUCAAGUUUGAGGAGGAUGUGGAAGAAGGAGGGGAACGGUGGUCCAAACCUCACGUGGCAACGCUCUCCCUCCAUUCACUCUUCGAACUCCGAUCUUUCCUCCUCAAUGGAACUGUCAUCCUUGAUAUGGAUGCCUCAAGUCUGGACACCAUUGCAGACCUUGUUCUUGACAACAUGAUUAAUCAAGGGCAGCUACCUCUUAAUGGAAGGGAAAAGUUCCGUGAUGCUCUCCUGCGGAGGCAUAAGCAUCUGUAUGAGAAGCAGAAACACAAAGAGAAUGGGAAUAUGUCCCGUCUGCCACUCAUCCGCAGCUUGGCUGAAAUUGGUCGUAAUCAUUCUUCCUCUAAAAUGGAGGAGGGCGGGGCUUCCCCCCAAGCUCCGCCCCCCGCGCCCACGCCUACAUCUCUGGGUGAACCACCCAAAUUUGGACGCUUCUUGAACGUGCCGGGGACUGGUGGUGGUGGUGUUGGUGGUGGUGGUGUUGGUGGAACUACCGAGGGUGGAAACAAUGCCAGUGUUGUCUCCAACCCAGAUGGUGCCAUGGAGACCUCCCCCUCUUCGGGAUCCAUCACCCGUAACCAGAGUGGAAAUAAUUUGGAGUCAGGCAAUGGAGUCAGUGAGCACAAGGGCAACACCAACUUCAUGAGAAAGAUUCCACCCGGUGCCGAGGCCUCAAACAUCCUGGUGGGUGAAGUUCCCUUCCUUGAAAAACCUGCAACUGCAUUUGUCCGUCUAACCCAAGCAGCGAAUCUUGGGGACUUGACUGAGGUCCCUGUACCUACCAGGUUCCUUUACAUUAUUCUGGGUCCAACUGGUGGUCUUCCAAGAUACCACGAGAUUGGGCGUGCCAUGGCUACGCUCCUCAGUGAUGAAGUUUUCCAUGAUGUGGCAUACAAGGCCAAGAACCGCAGUCAUCUCCUGGCUGGUGUUGAUGAGUUCCUUGAUGCUGUCACAGUUCUUCCUCCUGGAGAAUGGGAUCCAGCUAUUAGGAUUGAGCCUCCUGCUGCUAUUCCAUCUCAGGAUUCUCGCAAAACUCCAAAGAAGAACGAACCAGAAGAGGUGAUUGAUGAAGAGGAGGAGGAGCAGAAGUUGAGGGAACAGGCAGGUCUAACCCGCACAGGAAGGCUCUUUGGCGGCUUGGUGAAUGACCUCAAGCGGAAGAAGCCUUGGUACUGGAGUGACUUCAAGGAUGGCAUUUCCAUACAGUCCAUUGCCACCUUCUUCUUUUUGUAUUUUGCCUGUCUCACACCAAUCAUCACAUUUGGAGGACUGCUCGGAGAGGCCACAGAGAAUCGUAUUGCAGCCAUGGAAUCCCUUGUUGCCGGCUUGAUAUGUGGAGUAGCCUAUGGCUUUUUCUCUGGCCAGCCUCUGACCAUCCUAGGCUCAACUGGACCUGUUCUUGUCUUUGAAACUAUCCUCUAUGACUUUUGCAAAUCUUCUGAAUGGGAUUACUUGUCAUUCCGUCUGUGGAUUGGCAUUUGGGUUGGUGCCAUUUUGAUCAUCUUGGUAGCUAUUGAUGCAUCAGCUCUUGUCUGUUACAUCACCCGCUUCACUGAAGAGAACUUUGCUACACUGAUUGCCUUUAUCUUCAUAUACAAGGCUAUUGAGAAAGUGAUCAAGAUUGGCUCCAAGUAUCCAAUGGAGACUCAUGUUGAUAUCCCAAAGUCAUGUAUGUGUACUGUUGGGAAUGAAACUGAGUAUGGUAAUUCAACCUAUCCAUGGUACAAUGCUACAGAAGAAGAUUGCAAAAUGUUCUAUGAAGGAACGAUGAUGGGCGAUGGCUGCAAGCACUUCUAUCCAGAUGUUUACUUGCUCUCCUUCAUCCUCUUCUUUGGAACUUUCCUUAUCUCAAUCUACCUGAAGGACUUCAAGACUGCUUCCUUUUUCCCAACCAAGGUCCGACAGUUCAUCAGUGAUUUUGCUGUUAUCAUAGCUAUCCUUGCCAUGAGCUUCUUUGACUUUGUAGUUGGCAUUCACACCCCAAAAUUGGAAGUCCCAGGAGAGUUCAAACCCACCUGGGAGGGACGUGGUUGGCUUAUCCCACUUUUCAAUGGAAACCCAUGGUGGUCUUCCAUUGUUGCUGUAGUGCCAGCUCUCCUUGCCACCAUUUUGAUCUUCAUGGACCAGCAGAUCACAGCUGUUAUUGUGAACAGAAAGGAGCAUAAGCUCAAGAAGGGUGGUGGAUACCAUCUUGAUCUGUUUGUCCUUGCCCUCCUCCUCAUUGUUAAUUCCAUUAUGGGCUUGCCAUGGUUUGUGGCUGCUACUGUGUUAUCAAUCAACCACGUCAACUCUCUCAAACUGGAGUCUGAGUGUGCAGCUCCUGGUGAGAAACCGAAGUUCCUUGGUGUCAGGGAAAACCGUAUCACCCACAUCGCCAUCUUCGCAUUCAUUGGGUUGUCAGUAGUCAUGACUCCAAUCCUCAAGAAGAUCCCUAUGCCUGUACUAUUUGGUGUCUUUCUGUACAUGGGUAUUGCUGCCCUGAAAGGCCUGCAGUUCUUUGAUCGUAUCCUUAUCAUGUUCAUGCCUGUCAAGUACCAGCCAGACUACUCUUUCUUACGUAAGGUUCCCCUCAAAAAAGUACACUUGUUCACUCUUAUCCAGCUGGGAUGUCUGAUUGCUCUAUGGGUAAUUAAAUCUUUCAGUCAGACUUCUAUCUUCUUCCCACUCAUGUUGGUGGUGAUGAUUGGUAUCCGCAAGUGUCUGGACUGGAUCUUCACGCAGCGUGAACUCAAGAUCCUGGAUGACACCCUGCCUGAGUUCAGCCGUAAGAAGAGGAUGGAAAAAGAAGAGGAGAGCAACACAGAAGAAUCCGAGGAAGACAAGAAGGCUGGUGUCCAUUCAAGUGAGGGCAUGAUGACCAUUCCACUGGCCAAUGGCAAUGUCAUGAAGGUGCCCAUGAACCCCAUCAACAUAUCUGAGGAAAUGAACAAGAGUGGAGUGUGGAUGGACAUCAAUCAAGACCAGGAGAAGCAUAACAAGGCCAACUCACCUACAAAGAACAAUGGGGACAGGAGCCGUGACAGCUGUAAGCGUUGCCAUCGCCGUAAGAAGAGCCGAAAUAAUGAUGGAUCCAAUGAUGAGGCCAAAGAGCCGACUAAGGAUGUGGAAAAGAAUGGCAGCAUAAAGUGUCACAGUCAAACAGAAAAUGAUUCCGCUAUGAAAGACACUUUGGAAUUAGAGAAUGAAUCUUGCCAUUUCACAAAAAAACGUGGAACGAAAAAGGAUGCUCUGAACGAGGAGGAGAAGAAGAGGCUGAGCAUGAUGGCAGAAGAGGAAGAGGAGGACGAAGGAAUUACAAUCAAGGUGACGAAGUCGUAAAUUGUCACACUGUCAGCCAAUUAUCAUUUCGUUAUAUGAUUUUCUUUAUUUCUUUUCCAUCUUGUGUUCCUUUUUUUGAAAGAUCAUGAUUCCUUUGAGCCUUAGUUGAUGACACAAGCAAGGUAGAUCAGCUUCAUGGAGCCACAAGGUACCAGUCUGAAAGGCCUGAUGUGGUUGUAUUGAUUUUAAAGAUAUGAAUUAUAUUUUUAAGACUGAAAUAAUAAAUCUUUAUAAAGUCAUAAUAGAGGCAUCCAUUAGCUGAUCUAGUCACAUAUGCAGUUGUAAGACACCUUGCUAUAUAUUGGUAUGGCUGUACCUGGACCACAUAUAAAGAAUCCUUUAUGUUAAGGAUUAAAUGUAGCAGUUCAUACUGCUUUAGAGGUUUUGAAUAUUUAUUAUCUUAAAGACUUACUAAUAUCCUGAUAAGAAAUAUUUACACUAAUGAGUAACAGUUAUGCACCAUGUUUGUGUGAAAGUAUUAAUUCCCCUAUAUUUUAAUGUGAUAAGAAGAGAUUCAGUGGUGUUUGAGAACUUCUGUGGAAGGGAUGAGACUAGAAAUUUCAGGAAGGAUAAUACAGACAGAAUGCAUUUUAGUGUUCUUGAUCAGAGGACUUAAUUCUUUUCAUUGUUACUAUAUAUUAUAGUCUCUCCUCAAAAUGUAGAAAAUGCCUUGUUCAGCCUUGCCACUUCAAUUUUUUUUUCUUUCUUUCUUUUUUUCUGUAUGCACAUAUAUCAAUUAAAUAUUUUCUUCAAUCCUUUUGAACCAGGAAUCAGUUUCCACUUCUUACAAGAGCUAAACAUAAAUACUUACAGUUUGAUGUAAGUAUUAUUUAUCCCUAAUACAGUACUUUCAAAAAG